UUAGCUACAAUGCUGGGAUGAGCGCGUGCGAGAAGGGCGCGCAGUGGCAGCGGACGCUGGCGUUGUUGAGCGAGAUGUGGGAGGCGAAGCUGGAGCCCGAUGCCAUCAGCUACAGUGCUGGGAUCAGCGCGUGCGCGAAGGGCGAGCAGUGGCAGCGGGCCCUGGCGUUGCUGAUCGAGAUGUGGGAGGCGAAGCUGGAGCCCAAUGCCAUCAUCGGCUACGGCGCUGGGAUCAGCGCGUGCGAGAAGGUCAAGCAGUGGCAGCGGGCGCUGACGCUGCUGAGCGAGAUGCGGAAGGCGAAGCUGGAGCCCAACGUCAUCAGCCACAACGCUUGGAUCAGCUCGUGCGAGAAGGGCGAGCAGUGGCAGCGGGCGCUGGCACUGCUGAGAGAGAUGCGGGAGGCGAAGCUGGAACCCGACUCAGCUACAGCGCUGGGAUCAGCGCGUGCGAGAAAGGCGAGCAGUGGCAGCCAGCGCUGGCGCUGCUGA
This is a messenger RNA of Prorocentrum cordatum, 488 nucleotides long. Lineage: Eukaryota; Dinophyceae; Prorocentrales; Prorocentraceae. The record is from the annotation of a GenBank genome assembly.